Messenger RNA from Emiliania huxleyi CCMP1516, 798 nucleotides. RefSeq lists its product as hypothetical. Bases 1 to 798 code for a protein of 265 amino acids. The record is from RefSeq and is a predicted model, not a curated record. The transcript has 8 exons. Gene Ontology annotation, cellular component: endoplasmic reticulum membrane. Gene Ontology annotation, biological process: maintenance of protein localization in endoplasmic reticulum. Lineage: Eukaryota; Haptophyta; Isochrysidales; Noelaerhabdaceae.
AUGAAGCUGUACGUCGUCUUCUCGAGCCUCGAGAUCUUCGACAAGCUCUGCUCCUCCUUUGGGCAGGACAUCCUCGAGGCGCCACAUCGCCAUCGGCACUCAUGUCCAACCGCGCUCUACGCCUCGGCGAGCUCGCACGCGCGCGGCUGGCGCGGAGAGAUGGCGCUCGACCUGCUGGUGGCGUACGGCUACCUGACCGCCCACACCCUCGUCCUCUUCUACCAAGCCGUCGCCCUCUCGGUCGCCAUCAACUCGAACUCGAACGUGCUGCUCACCCUCCUCAUCUCGAACAACUUCACCGAGCUCAAGACGAACGUCUUCAAGCGGUGCGAGGCGGAGAACCUCUUCCAGGCCUCGUACCUGCUCAUCGUCCUCGUCCAGUUCGUCUUUGUCCAAAAGGAAGAGCUCACUGCGGCGCGGCUGCACGAGGUGGACUGGAUCAAGCACGCCUUUGUCACGAAGUUCAACCGCAUGCGGCCGGACGUGUACGCAAAGUUCACGCGCAUCCUCUGCGCCGACACCGCGGCCUCCGCCACCACGCAGGAGCGAGAGCCGCUCGCCAACGUCGCCGCCAGGAGGGGCUCCGCUGAUCCAUUCACGCAUUCAUCAGUCACUGUCUCAUUGCUUACCGUCCUCCCGACCCUCGCGCUCCACCACUCGUCGGGCCCGCUGCUGCUGCUGCUCACCUGGCUCCUCUUCUGCGCGCUCAAGCUGCUCAUCUCCAUCGCCGAAGAGGCCAAGGAGAUGAGGCUACGCUCCGUUGGGAGGUACGCUCUCAUCGGGAAGCAGAUCAUGUGA